This is a messenger RNA of Priceomyces carsonii, 2028 nucleotides long. RefSeq names its product Uso5p (gene USO5). The record is from RefSeq and is a predicted model, not a curated record. The transcript has a single exon. The coding region runs from base 1 to 2028 and encodes 675 amino acids. Gene Ontology annotation, molecular function: microtubule binding. NCBI's taxonomy places the organism in Eukaryota, Fungi, Ascomycota, Pichiomycetes, Serinales, Debaryomycetaceae.
AUGCCGUCAGAUAGUGAACUGGAGUUUCUUAAGCCUCAGGUACCACACCUGGGAACAAAAGCUUUAAAUAAACGAGCAUUGAAUGAAGUCAGUAUAAACUCAACGGUUACAGAAAGGCCACUCAAGAAACCAUCAAUUAGUCAAGAAAUGACCAGACCUGGAGAGGAUGAAAAUGGGGGAACUUUCGUCUCGCACAUACCCAAACCAUCUUCUAAUCUCCUGCAGGGAUUGAAGAGCCUCACUGAAAGGAAUAGAAUGACCAGUGGCAUACCUACUCCUGUUGCACCAUCGACAGCAGGAAAAGGGCAAAUUAAUAUACAACACAUAAACAGGCUAAUCGGGUUGAAAGAAACUUUAUCAAAAAAAUCUGGAGUAGCGGAGUCGGCUGAAACUAGGCCAACACUUCGUACGCGUGUUAGUCAAAUAGAGCAAACGCUUGCAAGUGAUAUAAGAAGACAAAACGACAUCCAUCAAGACGUGAACAGUCAAUUAAACGAACUUAGUGAGAAAGCAGAAGAUUUAGAACAGGAAUUAAUAGAAUUGAAACGGUCAAUGAAAAAGUCUUCUCAUGCUUUGGCUGAUAUUUCUAUUUCAAUUAAUCAACUGAAAAGAAAAUUCCAAUAUACGGAGGAUUCUGUAAUGAAGAACGUUGAACAUAAAGAGCAGCUAAUCAAUAUCCAAAUCCAAGAGCUUUCGAAUACUUUAUCCUCGCAGUUUAAUGAAAUUCAGUUUCAAUUGCAACAUGAGCUCCAGGGAGCUAAAUUCUAUAGAGAUGAUGCACUUUUGACAGACAUCGACCUGCUCAACAGACAAAGGGAGACUUUGAAGAAUCAAUUGAAUGAAACAAAAAUAAGAAAACAGCAAGUAAUUAAGAGUGAAUCUAGUCAACUAGAGAAUGAAUUAAAUAAACUCCUUGAACCUAGAGUCCAAGAAAUUGAAAAAAUGAAAGAGAAGUAUCAACAAGAAGUGAAUAGUUUAGCAACAACUCUAAAAGAUCUCGAAACCGUUCAGCAAGAAAUAGAAACUAAGAGAAAGGAACAAAAUUUGAUGCAUGAUACAAUUGAAGGUUAUAUUUCAAAGACAAACAGUUUUGAAGAUCAAAAAGCGACAUUAAUUAAUAGUUUGAGCGAUCUCGAAUCACAACUAGACUCGGUGAAACAGGCACUGGAUAUACGCAAUUCUGAUUUGAGAAGUGCCUUAUCAACUUAUAACAGCAUGAUAAAAAAAAAACAGAAGUACGAACUUCAAAAAAUGAAGAUUGAGAACUCGAUAAUGAACUAUGAAGGUAAAAUGAGAAUAUAUAUCAAAAUAACUGAAGUUAAUAAUAAAAAGGAGUUUUACCACGAAGGAAAGCUUUAUACUUUUAAUCAAGUUGUUAAUGCUUCUGAGAAGUUAGCAAAUGAUCAUUUAAUCAGAAACUUUCAGGUUUUAGUUGAAAGCUUGCUAUAUGGAAACAAUGUCUCUAUAACGUAUACGGGUUAUAGAGAUGAUGAAUUAAUUGCCGAGUCAAUUUGCAAAAGUUAUAUGAGCUUAAUAAGCGCUUUUCGUGGACAUCAAAAACAAGCUAUGACAAUAAGUUUGAAGUGCAUGGAAAUUAAGGACUCAUUGGAAGAUUUGUUUGACUCUAAUCGCAUUGUCAGUCACCUGAACCUUUCUACCAGCUUGAGUCAGCUCAAUUCUCAAAAAAUGUUAAUCGACAAUGAGGAUGGCCUAAUAAAAGUAAUUAGAGAUUUUGCUACUUCCUCAAACAUUAUAUAUAUUAUGAAUGUUGAUAUACAAUAUCCCGAGCUGUUGAAGUCAUUUGAGAGUAAUUUGAUGUUUUUGAACUUAAUGUCUAGCGAUACACUGCAACAGAUGAACUAUUUAAAUGGGUUUGUUGAUACAAGCGGUCAAAAUGUGAUAUCAAAAUUAUUGCGUUAUGCAAAACAGAAUAGCAAAACCUUAUUAAUAUCGAACCUUGCAGAAAAAAAUAAGUCAUACACCCCGAUUUUGCAAGCCUUAGAGACAAUCAAAGAGACUUGUCUAUAA